Messenger RNA from Diatraea saccharalis (sugarcane borer), 2222 nucleotides. Lineage: Eukaryota; Metazoa; Arthropoda; Insecta; Lepidoptera; Crambidae. The record is from the annotation of a GenBank genome assembly.
GACAGUAAUGACAGCAGCACUCACCCAUUCCUCAAACAAAAAUCAAAGAAGCAGUCGAUAAAAGAAAAUGGUCAAUAUUUCUAAAUUUUUUCGGUUUAUCAUUGAAAGUUGAUACACAACUAUGUUUACAGUUCUUUUUCAGUGUUUUCUGUUUACCAGCUUCGUUCUCUUUAGCAAUGGAUUUUAUGUGCCGGGUGUUGCACCGGUUGAGUAUAAAAAGGGACAAAGAAUUGAAGUCAAAGCUGUUAAAAUGACAAGUAUACACACACAACUUCCAUAUGAAUAUUAUUCUUUACCUCUAUGUUUACCAAAAAAUGGUACAUUUGUUUAUAAAUCUGAAAAUUUGGGUGAGGUAUUACGUGGUGAUCGUAUUGUUAAUACUCCCUAUGAAGUUCAUAUGGCAGAAAAUAUUAAAUGCCGACUAUUGUGUCAUCAAAAGAAUAAUCCAAUCAAUUGGAGUGUGGAAGAAUCUGAGAAAGUAGCAAGUCGCAUUGAACAUGAAUAUUUUGUACAUCUAUUGAUUGAUAACUUACCUGUAGCUACAAGAAUUGUAAGUAUUGAAACUGGUGAAAGAACUAUAGAGCAAGGCUAUCGGCUUGGUUUUAUGACUAAAGGCAAGGCAUAUAUUAAUAAUCAUCUAAAAUUGCUCUUAAAGUACCACAAGCACAGCCAAGAUUCCUAUAGAGUGGUAGGUUUUGAAGUUGAAACAUUUUCCAUAGACAAAGAUGAGCUCACAUUCUUAGAUGAUUUUGGUUGUCAAUUUGCAUCUAAUCUUAAACCACAAUUAGUCAAUGAAGAUACUGGUACAAAACUUUAUUUCACAUAUUCUGUUGAAUGGGGUGAAUCUGACAUAAGUUGGGCAUCAAGAUGGGAUAUUUAUUUGGGCAUGAAAGAUGUACAAAUACACUGGUUUUCCAUUGUAAACUCAAUUGUUGUCCUUUUUUUCCUAUCAGGCAUUUUAACAAUGAUUAUGGUGAGAACAUUAAGAAGAGAUAUUGCUCGCUACAAUUCUGAUGAAAGUAUUGAUGAUAUGAUGGAAGAAACUGGAUGGAAAUUAGUACAUGGUGAUGUUUUCCGUCCUCCACCUAAGAGGAUGCUGUUUGCAGCUGUCAUUGGGAGUGGGAUACAAGUCUUCCUUAUGACUCUUAUAACAAUUUUCAUAGCGAUGCUGGGCAUGUUAUCGCCUGCUAGCCGCGGAGCAUUAAUGACUGCUGCGAUAUUCCUAUACGUAUUUAUGGGUCUUGUUGCUGGCUACUACUCAGCCCGCUUAUAUACUACAAUGAAAGGGAAACAAUGGAAGCAAGCUGCAUUCCUUACGGCUACAAUUUAUCCUGCUAUUGUUUUUGGGACAUGUUUCUUUUUAAAUUUCUUCAUAAUGGGAAAACAUUCCAGUGGGGCUGUUCCAUUUUCAACUAUGAUGGCUCUAUUAUGUCUAUGGUUUUGCAUAUCUUUGCCGUUAGUGUACCUAGGAUAUUAUUUUGGCAUUCGAAAGCAACCUUUUCAACAUCCCGUUAGGACAAAUUUCAUUCCUAGAAAAGUCCCAGAGCAAGUUUGGUAUAUGAAUAUCUUUAUAUGUGUACUGAUGGCUGGAAUUCUUCCAUUUGGAGCUGUAUUCAUAGAACUGUUCUUUAUCUUCAAUGCACUGUGGGAAAAUCAAUUUUAUUACCUUUUUGGAUUCCUGUUCCUCGUUUUCAUUAUAUUGAUGAUAUCAGUAUCACAGAUUUCAAUUGUAAUGGUAUACUUUCAGCUUUGUGGUGAGGAUUAUCAUUGGUGGUGGAAGAGUUUUAUCGUAUCUGGAGGGUCAGCGGUGUAUAUAUUGAUAUACUCGAUAUUCUAUUUCUUCACUAAGCUGGAAAUCACCGAAUUUAUACCGACCCUUCUUUACAUUGGCUAUACAGGGCUGAUGGUGUUAACUUUUUGGCUUUUAACAGGCACAAUGGGUUUCUUUGCGGCUUACAUGUUUAUAAUGAAAAUUUAUGGUGCCGUUAAAAUCGACUAGAUUAUUAUCAACUAGACUCAUUUAUUUUGGUUGUUUAUCAGACUGAAGAACAAUUCACGAGUGGUGUUUAUCAAUGAAGUGUGUAAAUAAAUUAAUCAUAUUACAUAUGCAUUUUAAGAUUAUUAAUUUUAUAAAUUAUUUAUAAGUUUAGCCUUUAAAUAAUUUUCGUAAGCGUUUUGCCUAGAUAUUUUCCUGAAAUUAGUAAAGACAAUAAAGCAGGACA